CGGCUUUGGUGAAAUCCCAUUGGAUGUGAGACACGUUGGUCGACGUGACGCUACUUGGAAUUCCCGAAGUUCCCAAGUUCAGAGGAGAGGAGCUGUGCUCGUGCUAAACAAAACAAAACAAAAGCAAAGGGCUUUGAAGUGGAAAACGCCGAGCGACUCAAGUGUGAGCACGCGGGGAUUUUUAAAGCUCAAUCUGACCUGUGUGCUGUGCCAAGUUAAGCCUGACGGGGGCGAUGUCUGACAGCAGCAACAGCACAGGCAGCACAGGCUCCUCCACCAACAGCUGGACCCUCCUCUCCCCGGAGGAAGCUGCCAUUGAGAAUGUCGGGCCCGUGGAUGAUGGCACAGAGAGCCUGGGAGAUGUCCCCAGUCUCUCAGAGGAGGUAGCAGGAGCUGCUGUGGAGUUCAAACUCGUUGGUAUCCCCAUAGAAACUGUACUAUCUGAAGAAGGCCACCAGGUGUGUCAAGAGACCUCUCCAGAGUCCAGUGAGGGUCCUGUCCCUUCUAGUCCAUCCCGUAUGAGCCCUCUCCCACCCAGCCUUCUUGACCCACCAGAUCUGGAUUUGGAGAGUCAGCCUCCAGUUAUCCAUGACAUUGUAACCAGUUCUCCCAGUGACAAUGAGCACCUAGGUGCCAUGCCAUUUGUCACCAACAUUGACAUGGGGGCUCCACUGGAUAUUCCAACUGUUGAAGUCCCCCCAUUCGAGUCCGAGGAGUCCUGCUCUGCACCUCUGAUUACUGAGAUGCCCAUCUCUGCAGAGCAUGAGCUCCAGAAGCCUGUUGAUGUUGGACUGAUUCCUGCGAGUCCUCCUGGGGAGAGUCAAGUCUUCAGUGCUGAACCCGAGGUUAACAUCCCCACUGAGACCCUUACAGCCACGGAUCCCCUGUCUCAUGUUGAAGCUGAUAUCAGCUUUGUUCCAGACAGCACAGAGUCACAAAGCCCAGUCCUCGAGAGCCUGGUGACAGAACAUCCUACUGAUGAAAGUCCUGCACCAGAGACUGUUGGUUCAGCUGAGGCAGAUGAGGAGGCGGCUAUUAAAAAUGAGCCUGCAAAGCCAUCGGAGCCAGUGAGGCAAGAUGAGAGAGACGAUGAAGAAGAGCCUUCCAUUAGGUAUGACUCGGGUGACACUGGCAGCUUUGAUGAUGGACUGCGGCGGAGAAAUGUGCCCACCUUUGAGGCACAGAGACCAAGAACAUCAGACGAGGAGGAUGAGGAAGAGGAAGUAGAAUUCAAGCUGGCUGAGAAGAAGGAGGAAAAGCCAUGGUUCUCCUUGAACAAAUGCAUUGUGGGUGCUCUGGUCUUGCUAUUUCUAGGUUCCCUCUUUCUCUCAGGCUUCCACAGUGACCUGGAUAAUGGUGACUUUGACGCCUCCGAUCUGAGUGACGGAGAACAAAGCCAGGACGGGCUUAGCAGUGAUCCACAGGAUAUGAAAGAGCUAUUGGAUAAACUGACACAGGAAAACCAACAAAUCAUUCAGCUAGAGGCUCAACUUCAGUCUAAGAAAGAAGAACUUGACUCAGCACUGAAGGCUUUAGCAGCAAGUGGUGAUAAAAAGGGUGAAGCAGAUCUGGAAAAAGAAAAUGCAAAGCUGAAGGAGGAGCUGUCAUCUCUGCCAGAGCUGAAGAAAGAGCUCGAGACUCUCAGAGCCAGAGUGACUGAACUCAGCCAGCUCGCAGACAAAGAGGAGAAGAAUGAGAAAGACUGGAAGCCUCAAAAGCAAAACUCUCAUAAAGAGGCUUGGAGGAAACACCAGGACGAGUGGGAGAGCAAGAAGGGUGAGAGGAGAAUGGACAGAGAGGAGAGGAGGAAGGAGAAACCGUGGCACAGCCGGUCUGCUAAAAACCACCAGCACCAACAUCACCAUCAGCAGCCCCGCCAUCCUCAUCAGCACCACAACAACGAUUUCUGGAGAGACCAGGAGCAAAAGCUCCAACGCAAUGUCCGUCCCCAGCUGGGCUGCACUUCCGUGGAGGACUGCGCCAGCAAGGAGGGGCUCUAUCCAGUGGAGCUGUCCGAGUUUGAGGAACUUCUGGAGGGCUACCUGAGCAAGCUUGAAAGGUCAUCAUCAGAGAGCAAGGAUAGGUUCAGGAGGCUGACCGCAGACUACUUUGAGGACGGCGUGUUCAUCCACGACAGGAUUCGUUUCAGCGACUUUGCUGAGGACGUGGCAGACAUUUUGGAAGACAUGGUGGAUGUUUUAGAGGGCGACGGGAAGAAGGAUGACGACUCCCUGGAGGAGGAGAUGGAGGAGUUUGAGCGAGAAGCCCUGUGGAAGUUUGCUGCCACGGCUUAAAAAAACGGACGCAGAGAGGAAACCAGUGGUGGUUUUAUAGGACAUUUCUUGCCUUCGGAGCUGUAAUAGUAGUAGCUUCUGGCACAGAGUGGUUGUGCCUCUCAUAAACAUGUCUCUCUGAGUCUGUAAUUAUAAGCUAGACUUGUAUUUGUCAUCUUGGACUUAGUCGUUGUUACCUACCUCUGUCCAGUCAUGCCUCCUAAAGCAAAGUCCUUCAGUAAUGUGUUGUGUGAAUUUCCUCUGCUGUUUAGUGAUUUACACACGUGUAGUGCAUGUUACAGUUCAUUAUAAUGUCAGUUUAAAUUGAUCACACAGAUCACAGAAGAUGGUAUUUGCAAAUAACCAUCAGCACAGCUUAUAUAUCGUUAUAUAAGUUGUGGAUAGAAAAAAAAAAGGGGGGGGGGUUAUUUAUGUCAUUUUAUCUUGUAUGGGAGCCUGAUUAAUCUCUACUCCAAGCAGGUUAAAAAAAUACUAGAAUGUUUUUGCAGAUAGCAUUGAUCCCUGCUCGGGUGUGACUGUCCAAUCCCAGAGGAUGAGAUCCCAAUCCUUUCAGUGAUAACAAUCAGAUCAGGUCGGACCAGUUUUCUGUCAGCAGCGCUUUAUUUGGCCAAACACACACAGAGGACUGCCUGAUUUCUAGAUUUGAAGAACUUUUCCAUCCUCUUGGCCGACGGCAGACGUGUGGAACAACCAGGAACCAGUUUGUGCUGCUCAAGAAAAAAAAAAAGCAAUAGCCAUAGUUAAGUUGAACAUUGCUAAACCACUUUAGCACUUUUCUCAAACAUAUGAGAACCGUCUUUAUUUUAAUUUUCUGUUUCCAAUUAGAUUUAUUUUAAAUAGGCUUUUUUUGUUUGUUUGUUUGUUUGUUAGUGUAUCCAUGGAGACUGCUAACACUGCUACUCUUACUCAGUAUCCUACAAUCUGAGUAAAAUUAGAGAGGUUAGUGAGCUGAAGUAGUUUCAUUUACUUAAUCUGUUAAUUUGCCAAAAUGAAAUUGGCAACAAAACAAACAUAUAUACAUAUUUUUUCCUUUUUUUCUCACGCAUAGAUUUGAAGUGGCAUGCGUGGCAGUGACCUAGACAUAGCUUUGUUGUUUUUAGGUGAUAUAAAUAAACACACAAAAAAACAAACAUUUCAUUUCAUUUUAUUUUUAAUUUUAUUUUAGUGUAGGUAGGUGAACCAGCACAAAGCAAAGUCCAAAAUAUAUUUCAGAAUUACUUUAAAAUUGUGGAAUAAAUAGUUUUUUAUUUGUGUUUUGAUUGUAGUGAAAUUUGACUUUUCCCUCUAUUUGUGGAUGUAAAGUUGAACAGAUUGUGAUUGUUUUCUCUCAGCAGUGAUUUCAUGUUUAUUUAUUGUCUCACUACAGUGCAUCUCUUUUUCUUAUUUUUAAUGAGAAGAACCACAGAUUUUAUCCCAGGCCGUAUGCUUUGAAUGUGAAAAUGGUGACAUUUUCAUUAAUUUAGCUUGCCAGCUCCUGCUCACGUGCCUUUUAUUAUAUUACAAAUCCUUUUGAUUAGACGAGAGUUAGUCGAUUUUAUUAGCUUCUGCAAAGAUUAGUAAGAAAAGCAAGUUUACACGACUUGUAAUUUUACUGCUGUUUGAAUGAAUGUCGUAGAGUUUACACAUGAAAUAUUGAGCUGAUGUUAAGUUUUGGAGAAGGAUGUUUUGUCUUUUUGAAGGUGUCCAGACCAAAGGAUUCAGAAGAACGCUAAUCACAAUGGAUGAAUCUUUUAAUGAAGCAGAGUUUAAUGAAUAUUUGAGGACUAUUUUUGUGUUUGUGGGACAACAGUAAGGCUCUGUGCUUACCGAUAAUGUAGGACCUGACUCAAACAUGCAUGUAAUUGAUCACUGGACAAUUUCUAAUUAUUCCCCCGAUCAACAGUUAUGUCCUCAUUUUGAAGAUCAAUAUUAAGUUCAAUAAAUCUUUCACCCUU
Messenger RNA from Neolamprologus brichardi, 4228 nucleotides. The record is from RefSeq and is a predicted model, not a curated record. NCBI's taxonomy places the organism in Eukaryota, Metazoa, Chordata, Actinopteri, Cichliformes, Cichlidae.